This is a messenger RNA of Camelina sativa (false flax), 2206 nucleotides long. RefSeq lists its product as uncharacterized. The record is from RefSeq and is a predicted model, not a curated record. Gene Ontology annotation, molecular function: ubiquitin protein ligase activity. NCBI's taxonomy places the organism in Eukaryota, Viridiplantae, Streptophyta, Magnoliopsida, Brassicales, Brassicaceae.
AAAUUGUUAGUGUUUUUUCUACUUACAUUUUGUAACGUCCAAACAAGUCAUCAGUUGUAAGAUGGAAGGCAAAUUUGUAGUUGUGCUCAUGAUGAGUCUGCUCAUGGUGCAAAUUCAAGUUGAAGCAAAGAUCUGCUGCCCGUCCCAGAAUGCUAGAGAUGCCUAUAUUAUUUGCGAUUAUACCCCAGGAAUGCCCCAGUUCCUUUUGCUUAUUAUCCACUCGCUGCACAGAAGUUCCUGAUAACGGUCGAUGCCCUUCAGGCUAUAUUUACAGCCGUCUCGAGAACUCAGGUGAUGCUGUCAAUGAAUAUUGCAAGCUGGGAUGUGCUUCCUCUGUGUGCAGUGCCAUUACUUCGCUCAAGAAGUCUGAUGCUAGUGAAAUUGUGGGUGGAACCGUUGAAAAAUGUACCAAGGCAUGUUCUAUUCUAUGCACCGAGGGCUUUGUGAAGCCUGCACUUGAAACUGCCUAAACGAGAGAGGAUAUCCACAUCCAUGUGUUCAAAGUGUUCUUUUCCCUGUUUCCAAUAAUUGUAUAUUGAUUGCAUCAUUAAAAAAAAUUCAUGGAUAGGUGGUCGAGUAAAAGAGCCAUUGAGGUGCGACCUGACUCUAAGAAGGGGGUUGGUGUUGUUUUCAGAGAUAGACUUAUCAGCAAUAGUUGCAAGGUUCCUUUUUCUAGCGAUGAGAAAAAAUCUAUGAACUUUACUCGGUUUGUUGGCUGCUCAGAUAAGAAACAGAAAUCAAUCUUGUCUACAUACCGCUCUUCGCCUAUCGGGAAAGAAGCAACUGGAACUUCCUCUAAGGUUUGUGGCUCUAGCUCCUCUUCUUUGAAAACUGAGAAGCAACCGUUGUCUCAGGUGUCCAUGGAUUCAUCAGAGAGCAGCAGAGGUAGCGAUAACGAGGAAGAGCCAGAUAUCUUGGAUGUUUCUCUUGGUAGAGAUAAAAGGAGAGUUAACAAUAAACUUGUUUAUGGAAAAGUUAUAACACCUGAAGCGGAAUGCUCAAACUUGCCAUCAAGCUCAAGAAUCAAGAGAGGUUUUAGGCAGAGAUUUGGGUUGAGCAAGCAAGAGUCUCAUCCUGGUUCCUCUGGCCAGUCAACAUCUGCAAACCGAGGAUGCAGCCCGUUGCUAUCUGGUGUCAUCCCAACUGGUUUUGGAUUGGAAAAAAGAUUCAGUCGGAAGGUAGAUACAAUCAAUAAGAGAAAAGUUUAUGGAGAAAGCAGUUCUAGCUCCUCAGCUAGGGGGAAGGAUGUAACAGAGCCACCAACUGAAGUGAGACGUCAUCCGAGAGGUUCUGCUUCCGGUAGUAGACGGGAUAGACACCGCAUUUUGAAUGAUGACAACGAUGUUGCUCUAGUUGGGAGUCAGAGAAAUAAAAGUAAUAGUCACGUUAGAUUCUUAAACAGAGGGAAUGGUAGAGAUGGUUUAUCCUCUAUCAGAGCAACAGAGAUGUCUCAGACUGAAACAUCAAACAAUCUCAAUUCUCCUGUCUCUUUGGAUCUGUUCUCUGGUUUUCAAGACAGUUUUCGCAGCUACAAUUUAGAUGGGAUCUCCGAGAUUUUGCCAGAACUUGAUAGGAUCGAACAAGAUAUUGAGCUUAAUUAUGAGCAGGAUCUGCUUAUCAUGGAGACAGGUUUACUUCUUGGUGGACUAAGCUUCCAUGACCAACACCGAGACAUGAGGCUUGACAUCGAUAACAUGUCAUAUGAGGAACUGUUAGCUCUAGAAGAGAGGAUUGGUACAGUAAGCACUGCUCUCACAGAGGAAGCAAUAUCAAAGUGCUUGAAAACAAGCAUCUAUCAGAUGAAAACUUUAAGUUAUGGGUCUAUCACCAAAAGUUCUAGUGAUCAUAAGGAAGAUGCCAAAUGCAGCAUCUGCCAGGAAGAAUAUACAAUAGGAGAUGAAGUUGGGAGGCUACACUGUGAGCAUACAUACCAUGUGAAGUGUGUGCAGGAGUGGUUGCGGAUGAAGAGUUGGUGCCCAAUCUGCAAAGCUACUGCCGAAACCUCCUCCAAGUAACCAGAUUUUUCUUCUUCUUCUUCUUCUUCCUCGUUCGUUUUAUUAUUCUUUCAUCUAAAGCCUGUGAACAACAAUGGAACCAGUCUAAAAGGGCCUCACCAUUUCCUUUGUGUACAUACCAAUUUACACUGGCUUUGUUUUUCUCUAUCCCUUUUGUCUAAUGACAAAAUUGUCCUGUGUUUCUCUUCUUC